Messenger RNA from Cyanistes caeruleus (blue tit), 3871 nucleotides. It is a transcript of the gene AMER2, whose product is annotated as APC membrane recruitment protein 2. NCBI's taxonomy places the organism in Eukaryota, Metazoa, Chordata, Aves, Passeriformes, Paridae. Gene Ontology annotation, biological process: regulation of canonical Wnt signaling pathway. The record is from RefSeq and is a predicted model, not a curated record. Gene Ontology annotation, cellular component: plasma membrane. Gene Ontology annotation, molecular function: beta-catenin binding; phosphatidylinositol-4,5-bisphosphate binding.
AUGACUUUGCGCUGUGAAUGCAGGGGCCGGGAAAAGGUUCGUGUGUGCCACUGCUCCCCUCUGGUCGCCGGCAGUGGGCACACGUGGCCCCGGUCACUGUGGAGAAAGGGGGACACGGGGACGGUACGGGUCGUCCUGCCGCCCGCCGCAGCGCGGCCACCCGAGGAGCUCAGCCGCGAGCGACCGGAGUCGGCCGCCGGAGAGGUUGGGACCGCGAAGGAUGCGGCGAUAACAGGCUGCGGAGAUAUUAUUGCGGACCAUGAGGAGGAUGUGGGCGGCGGGAGUGGCGUCUGCGAGAAGAGCACCCCCGGGCCCAGCAAGCUGGGUGCCACCAAGAAGCACCCCACCAUGGUGGCCUACCAGGGAGGAGGGGAGGAGAUGGCCAGCCCCGACCAGGUGGACGACACCUGCCUGCAGGAGUUCUGGGAUAUGCUCUCACACACGGACGAGACUCAGACACAGGGAGGAGGAAGCGGAGGAGGGACAAAGAAGCCCGAGGGGUUGAAGGAAACCCGAGGUACCGAAGGGGCCCAGAACAGGGUGGUGGUGAAACGUGGUGGCCUCCACCAGAUUGCCAUUCACCUGAACCACAAAGAGGAGCAGAAGAGCAGGGAAAAGGAGCAGCACGAGGGCGUCCCAAACAGCGACGAGGGCUACUGGGAUUCCACCACCCCUGGUCCCGAGGAAGACAGUUCCACAAGCAUCCAGAAGGAAACCCUUCCCAGGGAUAGCUACAGUGGAGAUGCUCUCUAUGACCUUUAUGCUGAGCCGGAUGAGAACCCACCAGCGGGGCCUACGAACGAGGAAGUCUCCAGUGUGCCACGCUCCAAGCCCGUGUCUCCAAUAACGACCGUGAGCUCACUGAAAACACCCUCAAGCACAGCCAAGGACUCCAAGAUACCCAUCAGCAUUAAACACCUUUCGUCGCAUCCCGCCAGCCAUGGAGCAGAUGCCAGUAACAGCCAUCACGUCGCACACCAUCACCUGGCCAAAAGCGAGAUGCACAGAACAAAAAUCCCCGUCUCCAAAGUCCUGGUACGCCGGGUCAGUAACAGGGGCGUAGCAGGGACAACAGUGAAAACUGCCACGUACCAGGACAGUGCCAAAAAGUAGUUGGGUAAGAGGUGGAGACAAAGACAGAGAACGAAAUCCAUGCGGGAAAGUCUGCAUAGGAAACCACAGAUAAUGAAUUUGUUUUGCAUCACCUGAAGAAAGUCACCUAAAAGGCUUCCUUCACUGUACUCCGUGGGCCUGCACUGCUGAGUCUCUUCUUACUAGACUGUAUGGCCGAAUACAAUAAGUCAACUUCUUUUUGAGCACUUUUUUUUACAUUUAUAUCUUUUUUCUGCAACACUAAACACUGGGGAGGUUCAUUUUUACAUGCCUUUCUGGAAGCAGGACUUGGAUUAUGACCAUCCUUCCUUGUGCAAAGCAGUGUCAUGAGUUCUUCAAGGGAACAGAGUUACAAAAGGAGCGACAUAAGAGGUUCUCCAAUACACUUAUCUUUUAAUCAUUCCUCGGGGAGGAGGAGAGGCCAGGUGCCUGGCUGGCUCUGGAAACGAUGUUUGCUCCGGAAGAUGCUGGAAAAAAUGCCAAGCAGAAAACAACCCACCUAACAGGUAUUUUACCUGCUGUAGGAACGAGAACACUGCUCAGCAGCAGACUUGAUUGACUUGUGUGCAGGAGAUAAAACUAAGGAGUUAGGUGGACUCGUCUAACAGGAAAACAUAUUUUCGUUUGUCUGUCUGUCUGGUUGGUUUUGAUCUGGUCUAAUGUAAAUGGGUAACAGAGACACCUGACGUAGGUUCAGAUGUUUACAUCAAUACUUGUCCGAUAAUGCAUACAAUCAGGUUCAGGGAAACAUUUUACUAAAUGCCAAUAUAUACACACUGUCCACGUUUAUACAAUAACUUGCUCGCCGUGUGUAAAUAUAUAUGUGUUUUAGCAGAUUUUUUAUAAAAAAAAAAAAAAUCACCUGUCCUUAUUAUCUAGAGUUUAAGCAAGAGUUAGUUUUUAUAGGUAGAUAAUUUUACAGUUCUAAAAGGAUAGAACUUUGUGUAAGUACCUUAAAUUAGAGAAAAACUCUGGUUUGUAUGGGCUCAUGCAUCCCCAGAUUAGUAAGUCUGAAGUGCUGAUUUUAUUCCAGUGGCACAUUCCAUGGCUCAGAGCUGAUGUUCUGACAGCACUGCCGCUGCAAACCUCUAUUUUCAGGGGUUUAGACAAAGUUGCUCUGGGCUUAAACCUUACCAAGAAGGAACCCAGCAAAGAAAUGUGUUUUUUAAGUAUUAUUUUUUAAAAUAUAUAAAAUUAGUUUUUUGACUAUUUAAAGAAAGUUUGGGUUCUCAUUGCUUUUUAUUUUCAUUCUCAAUAAUGUCAGAAUAAUUUUACUUUAAGAGAGAAAAAAAUAUGGUAAUCUAGUGGUACAUAAAAUGGUCGGAUGAUCUUGGAUCUUAGGAGAAAUGUAUUAAUGGCCAUGACUUUUUUGAAUAGUGGCUACUAUACAUGGGCAUUGGCAACAUUUCAAAGAAAUAUAAUAGGGUUUUAAUGUGCCUGAGGACAUAUUUUUAUGAUACACUGAAAAAGCUCUAAAAAUCACUGAAGUCUAAAGGUAAAUGUUAUGUAUUUACAAAAUAUUUUGAUAUAAGUAUUUAAUCAUCAGACCACAGUUAAUAUAAAAUAUAUGCUCCAGUGUAUCUAAAAAAAUAAUAUACAUUUUAAAAAUAUACAUGUCUAUAUUAUGCAGAGAAUCCUAAAUUCACAUCAUUGAAGCUAAUGGGUCUGAUCUUACAUAGCAGUUGGUUUUAUUGUCUCUUAAAUCAAAAGGAAAAAAAAAAAAAAGGAAAAUAAAUAUACAGAAUAUGCAUUUGAAGGAUAUUAAGGUUGUAGGCAAACCAUAAAAAGCCAGGAAAUACCAUAAUAAGAAUUGUAUAUAUGUAUAUGCAUGAUUCGUGGUUCACUGGGGAAAUGACCUUAAAGUCACGAAGGUGAAACUGACAGCCAGUUUUGAAAUUGCUGCAGAAUUUAAUACCGAGUUGCAGCAUCCCAGUGAAAGUGUUAGUUUCCCUGACCAGCCCCUGUUUUCAUGGUUUAAGAACCUUAAUACACUUCAAAGAGGAUUAUUUUAUGUUUUCUUCCUGACGUGUAGGUGUGUGGUUCCCUGUGUGCCCACUCACACAGACAUGUUGUACAUAUGCAUGUGCAGCGAGCACACGGCUCCUGGCAGGCUCCCUGCGCCAGCCAAGGCUGUGCACACUCACCCUCGUGUGAGCACUCCCAUGCACAGCCUGGAGGCUGUGCUCCACAUCUGCCUCCAAACACGCUGGCCAUGCUUUCCUUUGCCCGAGAAAGGGAUUUGCGUUUGGUCUGACUCCACUUGUGCAUUUUAGAAAUGAACGCUGAAACGCCCUCAGAAGGAUGUAUGUACAUAACAUGGAAUAUUGUCCUGCUCCUCAGCCCUAAACAUGACAUUCCUUUUCCCAUUCUUUUGUUUUUGUUUGACUGUAAGGGACGCAUCUUUACUUGCAUGACAAGUCUGCAGAAAAGUCAUAAUUCCCCAUUUCGUUCUAAGGACAAAUUGUGCUGAGAGAUUCUAUAGGGUAUUGGAAGUUGAGAGGGAGGGAGGAUGUGUUGGUAGUACCAUAAAAACUGGAAGCACUGAGUACAGGUAGUAGGAGUGGUGCAUCUUUAAACCCACUAGGAGACACCAGCUGCCAUCUCCACAGGACUUGUGUGCGUCAAAUUAUUCAUCAUAUGUGUUUUGUUUGCAUUGCGGCAUGUCUGUAUCGAGAAACCAAUAGUGUGACACUAGACUAACUCCCCAUCACGUAACCACUAACACGAAUCAUCAUUAAAAUGCUUUGGCUUCCCUUCA